AUGGCAAACGAAACGAAACCAAAGCCUACUACUCUAUUACUCGAAAAGAAACCAACUGAGUUUGUUAAACCCUCGAAAAAAACUCCUUGGGAAACUCUCUUCCUUUCUACUCUGGAUAAUGAUCCUCUCAACGAAGUUAUGUACGGAGCCCUUUACGUUUUCAAAGCAAAUGAAAAGAACCACAAUGAUCCUGUCUCUUUGCUUAGGAAGGCAUUGUCUGAACUUCUCGUCUACUACUAUCCACUUUCAAGUAAAAUGAGUAGACGAAGAAGUGAUAGAAAGCUUCAGCUAACUUACUAUAGCGAAGGAGUCCCGUUUGUAAUCGCGACGGCCACUUGCAACCUUGCCACUUUAAACUAUAUAGAAAACAUUGAUGAAGAAAUUGCAUUGCGUCUUGUGCCGGAGGUCGAACUUAAUUAUCAAUAUGAGAUCAGCUAUCAUCCUCUCACAUUGCAGGUGACCAAAUUUCCUUGCGGUGGGUUCACUAUAGGCGUGGCACUGUCACACGCUGUGUCUGAUGGGUUUAGUUUCGCUAUGAUAAUGCAUGCCCUUACUGAGUUAGCCGGAGGAAAGAGCAAGCCAUCGGUAAUGCCGGUAUGGGAGAGAGAGCGGCUAGUUAGAGGAAUAGACAAUAAACCGGCUAGAGUGCCUGGCAGUAACAGUGAUGGUCUUCUGGCGACAUCACCGUAUAUGCCAACUGAUUUUAUGGUUACAGAGACGAUAAACAUUAGGCCUGAAAAUAUUAAAAAACUUAGAGACACUUUGGUAAGGGAAGAUGAGUUUCUUAAUAAAGAGGGUGUCACUACUUUUGAAGUUCUUAGUGCGUACAUAUGGAAAUCGAGAUGUCGAGCCUUAAACCUAAACCUUGACGGGAUCACUGUCCUUGGCUUCGCUGUUGGAAUCCGGCAUGUCUUAGAUCCACCAGUGCCUAGAGGAUAUUACGGUAAUUCUUACAUGGACGUCUACAUCGAGUUAACCGUGAGAGAGCUCGAUGAAUCAUCAAUCUCUGAUAUUGUAAAGCUUGUGAAGAGAACCAAGAAAUCAGCUUAUGAUAAGAAGAAUAUCGAGGAAGAGCUAAGGAACAUAGAGAGAUUGAUAAAGGAAGAUGCAAAAUUUGAAGGGUUAAGUGAUAGUUUAUUGUUCUUGACUGAUAUGAGGAAUAUUGGGUACUUUGAAUCGGUAGAUUUUGGUUGGAAAGAGCCUGUGCAUGUGCGGCCAUUGACGCCUGAGAGCGCAAAGAACUUGGGGAUGAUCUUGAGACCUUCAAAGGUGGAUCCAUCAAUGGAAGGUGGAGUUAAAGUAAUGAUGACAUUGCCUAGAGAUGCAAUGGUCAACUUCAAGCAAGAGAUGCAUAUAUGCGUAAGUGAUAUAUAA
Messenger RNA from Brassica oleracea var. oleracea, 1374 nucleotides. Its product is annotated as spermidine coumaroyl CoA acyltransferase-like. The record is from RefSeq and is a predicted model, not a curated record. The coding region runs from base 1 to 1374 and encodes 457 amino acids. The transcript is spliced from 3 exons. NCBI's taxonomy places the organism in Eukaryota, Viridiplantae, Streptophyta, Magnoliopsida, Brassicales, Brassicaceae.